UAGUAGAGUUAGAGCAUUCUCUUCUGUGGUGAUCGAGUUUAUUGUUGUUUCAUAAGUACCACAAGUAUAUAUUUCUUUCUUCUCUAAAUAUUUUCACCGUGGCACUAGCAAAUCAUUGUUAAAGGUUUUUCUAUGCGUAAUAAACAUAUACUCUAAUUACGAAUAGUUCUUGUCUUCGAUCUACUUCUUGAUUGUCUUUGAGGGUUUUGUGUACUUACUUGUCUCAUGUCGACUGUGCGUGUUAUGGGUGAGCGUUUUCACCCAACUGAAGUGCAAUUAAUCAACUAUCUCAAAAGGUUCUUGAAGGGUGAAUCUUUCCCGAGUCAAUGCCCUAUUCGGCUUGCGGAUAUCUAUGGUGAUCAACCUUCAUCGGCCAUUUUUGGAGAAGAGAAAGUUGGCUACUUUAUUUCACCGUUGAAGAAGCAGAAGGAAUCAGAUGAAAGGUAUCGUCCAACUUGUGGCAACGGGACUUGGAGAAGCCAAACUAGUGGCAUACAUAUCGAGAAUCGCAAGGGUACUGUUGUUGUGGGCUUUAGAAGAAAUUUAAAAUGUACUUGUAAAGAAAAAAAGCAAAACUGUAGUACUACUUGGUUGAUGAGAGGGUAUGAUUUCUUCAGGAAAAACGAUAUUCCUAAACAAGAUUUUGUACUGUGCCGAAUCAAGAAGAUUAUAAAAGAGAAAAAGGUGAAGGAUGUUGCAGAAUGGAACAAGAUGUUGCGGGGAGUUUUCGAAGCUAUGUUGCAAGAACUUGAUGAUGACUACCACACAACACAAGUAACAACAAUUUGUCAUGCUAAAUGUCAAAUCAUGGACGAGACUCAGAAGGCCAAAGAAAGAGAACAUAAUAGCAAUUUCAAUGACUGCUUGGGGGAGAUCGAUUGGGCUGAUGAUCUACUCAUAAAUAUUGACGAUUUUGGUGACAUAAUUUGUUGUUAAUUCAUAAUCUUGACUUGAAAAUAUAUGCUAACAGAUUGAUUAGUCUAGUUC
This is a messenger RNA of Lycium ferocissimum, 987 nucleotides long. RefSeq names its product NAC transcription factor 32-like. The transcript has a single exon. Lineage: Eukaryota; Viridiplantae; Streptophyta; Magnoliopsida; Solanales; Solanaceae. Gene Ontology annotation, biological process: regulation of DNA-templated transcription. The record is from RefSeq and is a predicted model, not a curated record. The coding region runs from base 226 to 936 and encodes 236 amino acids. Gene Ontology annotation, molecular function: DNA binding.